Molecule: messenger RNA, 1023 nt
Organism: Fusarium coffeatum
Lineage: Eukaryota; Fungi; Ascomycota; Sordariomycetes; Hypocreales; Nectriaceae
Exons: 2
Coding region: 1-1023 (340 amino acids)
Biological process (GO): TRAMP-dependent tRNA surveillance pathway; exonucleolytic trimming to generate mature 3'-end of 5.8S rRNA from tricistronic rRNA transcript (SSU-rRNA, 5.8S rRNA, LSU-rRNA); nuclear polyadenylation-dependent rRNA catabolic process
Cellular component (GO): nuclear exosome (RNase complex); cytoplasmic exosome (RNase complex)
Source: RefSeq, a predicted model, not a curated record
AUGACGUCCCAGCAAAACCUCUUCUCACCCGCAGAACUCGCAUAUCUGCACCAGUCGCUCUCUCUACAUCCCCCAAUUCGACCCGAUGGACGCAGCCCUACCCAGUUCCGCCCCUUGACAGCUGAGACGGGAAUCCUUCCUGGCACAAAUGGAAGCGCGCGCGUGCAUUUUUCGGAUGGCACAGAAGCCAUUGUAGGAGUCAAAGCUGAGAUUGAAAAGACAGGAGGAAGCGAGGAGCAGCACGAUGAACAAGAUAGGUCAAGGAAUGACUGGCUUGAGCUGGCAGUGGAAAUUCCGGGACAAAGAGACGAUGAAGCUUCGACAGUCUUCUUGGCCGAGAUGUUGAGAGAGGCGCUGUUGGCCGAUAACGAGUUUGCCAAGAAGUUGAGGAUCAACAGACGGUUUCACUGGAGACUAUACCUAGAUGUUCUUCUAAUAUCCCCUCCGCUAUCAUAUCCUCUUCCGCUUCUUUCACUCACAACGCAUCUCGCACUCUUAGCUACACGGCUUCCUCGUCUCAAGUCCGAAGGCGACGAAGACCCUAUGUUCGAUGAUGACUGGGAGUCCUCUACAUUCCUGUACCCUCGCGAUGGUGCUGGCGCACAGGGUUCACGACCACCUAUCACAUUGCUAGUCGUGGCAAUUGGCGACACCACCAUUUUCGAUCCUGCAAAGGAGGAACUUGCUGUCGCUGAGAGCGCCCUGGCUGUGUCUGUGGCUGAAGUCCGUAAAAUCAAGGAAGCGGGUGAUAUGGACGUCGAUAAGAAGGGGCGGGAGCUCAAGCUGUUGUCGGUGCGAACUGUUGAUCCUCCAUCGAGAUUGACUCCACCUGGAGUACCGCAUGUUGCGAACAACUCAGGACCCGCGCAGAAAAGCGAUACUCAAACAACCGAGGGCGUUUGGAAGGCACCACUGGGUGGAACCAAGUUUGGAGUCAUCGAUGGCAUAAUACAGGCUGUGUUGGAGAAGGGCGGUGUCGCAGACGAAGUUCUGGAUGGAUUAGAGGGGGUUGAGCUUUCAUGA